Messenger RNA from Trypanosoma cruzi, 759 nucleotides. RefSeq lists its product as uncharacterized. NCBI's taxonomy places the organism in Eukaryota, Euglenozoa, Kinetoplastea, Trypanosomatida, Trypanosomatidae. Bases 1 to 759 code for a protein of 252 amino acids. The record is from RefSeq and is a predicted model, not a curated record. The transcript has a single exon.
AUGAGCACUGGUGCUGCUGACGAUGGGAAGUGGGACGUGGAGGACGGUCGGCGGCCGCGGCGUGCCAACCGCGGCACUUUGCUGCAGGAGCUUCUUGAGAAGGGACUGAACUCGGAGGAGGAGAACCUGCUGAAUGACUUAAGUGACGCAACGACCGACAGUACUUUUAGCAGCAGCGGGGAGGAGGCGAUGGAUGAGAUUGACAGCGACUUUUCGGACGAGGAGGUAGAGGGCGUAUUGGACGGCACGGAGGUGACGACGGAGGCAAUGCUGCGGCGAGAGGAGCGGGAGGAGCGGCAGAAGGAGCGACAGCGUGCACGGCGACGCAUGGGAGGAAACGUGUUGCAACGCAAAGGCGCCGCCGCGGCAGACGCACCGAAGACGGCUGCUCUCCGACUUCGGCCGCCGUCAACAAUACCGCUUGAGGAGCGGCUGCAAAUGGCGCAUAAAAGAGCCCGUGAGGUUCGUGCGGCGGCGGCCGCGGCAAGCGUUGCAAAGGGGGAACACGACUCGGUGGGGACGAUGUUGAUUUCUUCGGCAGGGGGUGCGUCAGCGUACAACGUGGGACAUUCCGUGGCGAAGCGUCGGCGUCUGCACGGCAGCCGUGCACGGCCCGCGGCCACGCCAGCGGGGUUUGAAGAGGGCGAGGAGGUGCCGCAGCGUCUCCUCUACACAAGUAGCCGAAGUGUACUUGAGCAGUUCGGUGUGCCGGUGGUGAUAUCCUUCUCUACCUGUUUGCCACGGAUGUUCCAGACGUAA